AUGGACCGUCUUGCAUAUUUCUUCUUAUUCUCAUUUAUACUGCGAUUCACCAUCCAACAUCCUGGAUUGUUAGCAACGCAACAUAGAGGAUUGUCACUAAAUACUCCAAAGCCUGAAUACCAGCUAGAUCCAAAUUUCGAAAUCAAUUCCAAAGGCAUCACACGUAAAUUUGUGUUAGAGGUAACAAACAUCACAGCUUCCCCAGACGGGUUCUUGCGCCGUGUUUUAGUGAUCAAUAAGCAUAUGCCCGGGCCAUUGAUAGAAGCUAAUGAUGGUGAUAAUCUCGAAAUAACCGUCAUCAAUCAACUUGAUAGUCCUUUGAGUUUUCAUUGGCAUGGACUUCACCAGAAUGGAACAAACUGGGAGGACGGAAUCACAGCUGUCACGCAGUGCCCAAUUCCAGCCUCAGGUGGCCGAUACACUUAUAAAUUUCAAUUGAGAAAACAAUACGGCACAUUUUGGUACCAUGCUCAUCACCAAAACCUCAAAGCUGAUGGAAUCUUGGGACCGCUGAUUAUUCAUUCACCUGAGGACCCUUUGAAGCGCGGCGUCGACUUUGACCAAGAGAUUGUCUUGAUCUUGACAGAUUGGUAUCAUACGAUGUCUUCCGAAAUUGUUCGACAGAUGCGUUCGCCCAAAGGUUAUAUGGGUAGUGCAGCAGCUCCUAGUCCUAACUCAGCAUUGAUGAAUGGUGUAGGAGAAUACAACUGUCGAUUUGCGACUAAAUCAGAAAGAUGCAAAACUACCUCACCACCAGAAUUCUCUGUGGUAGCAGGUAAUAAAGUUCGCUUUCGGAUCAUUGGUGGUGGAUCUCUGGCAAUGUUCUACUUUUCAGCAGAUCAACAUGUGUUGAAUGUGACAGAAGCUGAUGCAACGCCUGUUCAUGGGCCCACCGGAAUCCAUAGGGUCAAACUCCACAAUGGUCAGAGAUACUCAGCAAUUGUGACUAUUGGAGAAAAGGAGGCAGGAAGUAGCUUCUAUAUAAGAGGAACUAUGGAGUCUGAUUGCUGGUCAUGGGUCAACAAUGAUGUUCAACUGACUGCGUAUGGCAUAGUAAGAGUGAGCGCAAGCAACGGCUACAUAGAUCCUCGAUCCUCCCAGGAACGCCCAGUUUCAAGAGAUUGGAAAGAGCAACCCGACGGAUCCUGUGUAGAUUUAAAUCCAAAUGAACUCUCACCUAUCAUUCCCGUCUCGCCACCCAAAAAAGUUGCUGGCACUGGACAAUUUACAAGUGCAUUUGGCUUUCGAUCCAUUUUCAACAGCUCUCAAAUCGCGCCAGAUGCUGCACCUCCUACUCCUGGUACAGUAAUUCCAGGAAUGAAAAAAAGACAAGUACAAAUUACUACAGCAGAUGGUUCUGCUCCUCGUGGAAAUGCACCACUUCCGGCACCCAUCACUCUAAACGCAGGUCCGCCUCCUAUUCCUAAGAACGGAGUAGCUCGUUGGUUUGUCAACAAUGUGACAUGGGAAGCUUUUACAUAUCAACCUAUCCUUUUUGAUCUGACACCUGGUGGUGUAGGACGCGUGAAUGAAACUAGAGUAACGAGUGUGACGUUUCCAACCGCAGAGUGGUAUGACUUAUAUCUAGUUAAUACAGACGCAGGUUUAAAUCACCCUUUCCAUUUGCACGGAAUGGACAUGCACCUUGUGGCAUUUGGUACAGGAUUACCUACACCUGAUGUGUUGAGCAAGCUGCAAUACCGAACUGAUAAUCCACUCAGAAGGGAUACUGUCAUGGUUGAAGGGGGUUCAUUUGUUGUAGCUAGAGUAAGAGCAGAUCUGGUCGGUGUUUGGAUGAUGCAUUGUCAUAUGGGAUGGCAUUUAUCUGGAGUUGUACACCCUGAUGAUAUUAAAAAGAUGAAAAUCCCAGAGCGAAGUCGAGCUAUGUGUAAUGUGCCAGGUGGUGGUUCACGUGAUCAAACUCAGCCUGGUCGUUAA
Messenger RNA from Melampsora larici-populina 98AG31, 1938 nucleotides. RefSeq names its product multi-copper oxidase laccase-like protein. Gene Ontology annotation, molecular function: oxidoreductase activity; copper ion binding. The record is from RefSeq and is a predicted model, not a curated record. The coding region runs from base 1 to 1938 and encodes 645 amino acids. Lineage: Eukaryota; Fungi; Basidiomycota; Pucciniomycetes; Pucciniales; Melampsoraceae. The transcript has 18 exons.